This is a messenger RNA of Penicillium manginii, 1215 nucleotides long. Its product is annotated as Zn(II)2Cys6 transcription factor domain-containing protein. The coding region runs from base 1 to 1215 and encodes 404 amino acids. NCBI's taxonomy places the organism in Eukaryota, Fungi, Ascomycota, Eurotiomycetes, Eurotiales, Aspergillaceae. Gene Ontology annotation, molecular function: DNA-binding transcription factor activity, RNA polymerase II-specific; zinc ion binding. The transcript has 2 exons. Gene Ontology annotation, biological process: regulation of transcription by RNA polymerase II. The record is from RefSeq and is a predicted model, not a curated record.
AUGCCACCGCACCUGAGCCACCGCAAGUCCACCACCGGCUGCCUGAGAUGCAAAGGACGAAAGGUUAAGUGCGACGAGAAGCGGCCUCGGUGCAGUCAUUGCGCCCGACACAAUGUCCUAUGCGAAUGGCCUCCGCUAGAGACUCGCAUCUACAAACCUAAUCAAUUAAAGUCACCAAAGGGACCUUCCAGGAGACCAGCCCAGUCAAGUCCUCGUCCAGGACUCUUUUCUCCCGAGUUGGGUGCGCUGCAGGUUCUUGAACUACGUCUUAUGCAUCACUGGACAACAGCAACAGCAGAUACCAUGAGCUCCGCACAGCUAGCAUCCGUGAAAGAGAUGUGGAGUGUAUCUGUGCCCCAAAUGGCGUUUGAAUAUGAGCCACUUCUGCACACAUUACUCGCGCUCGGGGCAGCGCAUCGAUCGACACUAAUUCCCAAUGAGGCGAAGUCUUUGCGCUCAGUCUAUCAAGGGUAUAUCGAUUCGGCUCUCCAACGGCACAGACCAGUCACAUCCACCUUGGACGAGAACACAAGCGAGGCAGUAUGCCUCAAUGCAAUGUUAAUCUCACUUUACACUUUAUGGUUAAGGUCGGAGCCUUCGACAGAGCCCUAUGAGCCCCCGAUGAUGUGGCUUUCUAUGGCACAUGGAAUUCGAACCAUCAUGAAAAGCGUUUUCCAUCAGCUGAUUCGAAACAAUUCUCGGCUAUGUCCCCUACUUUUUGCACAGCCCACCCUUUGGGAUAAAAAGGAACCGAUCCGUGCAUAUGAGGGGCCUUUGAGACCAUUCCAUUUCCUUCUCGAAUAUCGUGCCGAGGAAGAGGUUAUGCAUGAUAAAGAUGUGGAGGCAUAUACCGUAGCCGUUGAACACCUCGAGCGCCUAUACAUCGCGAUUGAAACAAGUGAGCCGGCGUUCAUGAUUCGCAAAAUAUUUGUCGGGUUUCCACCGGUAGUAUCUCGAGACUUCAUUCAGCUGGUUUCUGAGAAGCGACCUCGCGCUCUCGCAAUUUUAGGCCGACUGUUUGCCAUGGGCAAGACAGUAGAGAAUAUCUGGUGGCUUGAUGGAAUUCCUGAGAAGGAGGUCAUUGGUAUCAACAGCAUCAUGCCUAUUCCAUGGAAGUGGACAAUGGAUUGGCCUCUUAACCUCAUCUCAAAGAAGUCACCUAUCAACCAUGCUUCCCCUGUCGCCGGUAAGACGGCAAUGACUACUUUCUUUUGA